ACUGUCUGAUGUUGGGGACCGAGGUGGACCUGCAGCAGGUGGAGAACAGUGUGCUCGCCAUGGAGACCGUGUUGAAAGCGUGGCUUCAAGAGCAGGGAGGAGACAAAGAGCACCUCCACCUCCUGCUGCCCAGUCUACAAGACAAUCCCAUUCCAGUGCGUAUCAAGUGUGACAUGCAGGAGCGCCUCAUAAGCCCAGCGCUCAUCCCCAUGAGCUCCAACUUGGAGGUGAAGACAGAGAGCAUCCGCGACUUCAUGCCUGUAACGAAAGGAUCAGCCAAUCAGAGUCACCCGCCGCAGACGCUUAAAGCAUUAAAGACCCUGCGUGCAGAUGGACUCUGUGAAAGUGUGUUGUAUGGCUUGCCGCUGGUUAUCCGCCCCACCACCUGCUGGCAGCUGGACUGGGAUGAAAUGGAGACCAAUCACAACCUGUUCCACGCUCUUUGCCACACGCUCCAGAGUCGUGACUUGUUCCUGCUGCUGCAGGUGGAGCCCACACAGAGGUCAACAUCUGGAGGCACAGGUGUGCAUUCUCACUAUGUCCUCCAGCCAUCCUCGUCUCUCUCCCUCCUUCUGAAGCCUGUGGUCUGCAGAGAUCUGCUGCUGCCCUGCUCACUGCCUCUACCAACUCGGGAACCAACACCUGGUGCUCUGCAGGUUCUGCAGGGUUGUCUCAGUCAGCUGGACGAGGAGUUUAUGUUCAACCCGCUUUCUCUGAGCAGUAACCUGUACCAGCACCUCAAGAGCAGAGGCCUUCUCUCUCAGCCAAGAUACCCAUACAGGUUACAUCCAGCUGCUUCCCACAGAGAUCAGUCUCAGCCACCAGAGGGCCCUAAAUCCACAAACAAAAGACAACCGCGACAGGGUCGCCAACAGGGAACAAACAGCAAGGUCAGGGCCACUGUGGCUCCCUUCCCCUCUUCCUCUUCCUCCCACUCCUCUUCCUCUCUGGGACCUCCUCCUGCGAAGGCCUCUCGUCCCUCUCUGAUGCUCUUCAGCAGCACCAGCAGCAGCGGAAGCCGCAGAGCGCUGGCUCCUACUCGUCAGGUCAUGGACGAGAGCGGUGACGACGCCAUGAUAAUACAGUGAGAAUGCUUCAGUGUGGGUGGAUGAAGUUGACUGAGG
This is a messenger RNA of Labrus bergylta (ballan wrasse), 1124 nucleotides long. NCBI's taxonomy places the organism in Eukaryota, Metazoa, Chordata, Actinopteri, Labriformes, Labridae. The record is from RefSeq and is a predicted model, not a curated record.